AUGUCAUCUUUCAUCUAUAUAAUAAAUUCUUUCUUUCUUUCUUUUUCUUUAUUUCUUUCUUUCUUUCUUUCUUUCUUUCUUUCUCACAUUCCUAUCUAUCUCUCUAUCUAUACAGUGCUGUGCAAGAGUAAUGCCAGAAACUCCUUUAUCUAUAUAACAUUUUCCCUCCUUUUUGCUUUUUUGUCCGUUUGUUUGCCUUUCCUUCUAUCUAUCUAUCUAUCUAUCUAUCUAUCUAUCUAUCUAUCUAUCUAUCUAUCUAUCUAUCUAUCUCUUUUUAUCUUUUCUAUUUUUUCAGUGGCAGGAUCUAUCUAUCUAUCUAUCUAUCUAUCUAUCUAUCUAUCUAUCUAUCUAUCUAUCUCAUUCGACAUCUAUCUAUCUCAUUCUGUUCAUAUCUAUCUAUCUAUCUAUCUAUCUAUCUAUCUAUCUAUCUCAUUUGACAUAUCUAUCUAUCUAUCUAUUUAUCUAUCUAUUUAUCUCAUUCUCUCAUUCGACAUAUCUAUCUAUCUAUCUAUAUAUAUAUAUAUAUAUCUCAUUCGACAUAUCUAUCUAUCUAUCUAUCUCAUUCGACUCAUAUAUAUCUCAUCUACUCAUAUCUAUGUAAUUCGACUGAAAUCUAUCUGUGUAAUUCGACUAAUAUAUAUCUAUCUAUCUAUCUAUCUAUCUAUCUAUCUAUCUAUCUAUCUCAUUCGACAUAUCUAUCUAUCUAUCUAUCUAUCUAUCUCAUUCGACUCAUAUCUAUCUCAUUCGACUCAUAUCUAUGUAAUUCGACUGAAAUCUAUCUAUUAUCUCAUAUCUAUCUAUCUAUUUAUCUAUCUAUCUAUCUCAUUUGACUCAUAUCUAUCUAUCUAUCUAUCUAUCUAUCUAUCUAUCUAUUUAUCUAUCUAUCUCAUUCUGUUCGUAUCUAUCUAUCUAUCUAUCUAUCUAGCUCAUUCGACAUAUCUAUCUAUCUAUCUAUCUAUCUAUCUAUCUAUCUAUCUAUCUAUCUCAUUCGUCAUAUCUAUCUAUCUAUCUAUCUCAUUCGACUCAUAUCUAUCUCAUCUACCCAUAUCUAUGUAA
Messenger RNA from Acanthosepion pharaonis, 1056 nucleotides. NCBI's taxonomy places the organism in Eukaryota, Metazoa, Mollusca, Cephalopoda, Sepiida, Sepiidae. The record is from the annotation of a GenBank genome assembly.